Racocetra fulgida is the source of this 358-nucleotide messenger RNA. NCBI's taxonomy places the organism in Eukaryota, Fungi, Glomeromycota, Glomeromycetes, Diversisporales, Gigasporaceae. The record is from the annotation of a GenBank genome assembly.
AUGCCAAAAACAAAAAGAUCCCAUCAAUUGCAACAAAUGCUUCAAUCACUCGACAAUGAUAGUGAAGUGUUGGAAGAGGGAACAAUGAUAAAUGAAAAAGAAGCAGAUGUUAUUAUGAGUAAUUCUAAAAGAACUCAUCGACGAAAAAAGGCUAAGAACAAAGAGGCUGCUAUAGGAACAGUUUCUAUUACAAGCUUUUUUUUAAAAGUUAAGAAAAAUAAUUUAGUGAGUAAUGAGGAAGAUAACCAAAACCAAGACAAUCAAAAUAUGGAUGAUAAUAAUACUGAAACCUACCAACAAAGUUUUGAGGAUAUAAUCGAAAAUGUAGAUUAUAAUGAUGGUGAAAAUCAAAAACAAA